Molecule: messenger RNA, 1267 nt
Organism: Hypoxylon fragiforme
Lineage: Eukaryota; Fungi; Ascomycota; Sordariomycetes; Xylariales; Hypoxylaceae
Exons: 2
Coding region: 256-591 (111 amino acids)
Source: RefSeq, a predicted model, not a curated record
GAAGGACUUGUACUGAUAAUACUGUCCCGUCAUCUGUUUGCAGACGCUAUCAGCUUCGAGUACAAAUAUCUACUGCCCUUCUUCACGUUUUCCAAUAUUCCAUCUCCCAUCUCGACAUCUUCAACAUAACAUCAACACACAAAUCAUACCUUCUAACUUGUAUUGUAUUUGCAAACACAAAUCUCCAAACAAAAUCUAUCGACUAUCCUCAACUUUACAUUCCACCCUUCUUCAUCACAUCCUACUACCAUUACAAUGGCGACCCAAGUUUUACAGGCAACCCCCACUUGCUGCGGCAAGAACUCUGGCGGCGAGUGCGUGUGUGCUAAACAAGCUACCUGCUCUUGCGGCCAGAAAUCCGCCCUCGCGUGCAGCUGCGAGAAGGCUUCCACCGAGAACGAGUUGAGCGGCGCUCGAUGCUCAUGCCGUGCUCGUCCUGCUGGCCAAUGCACUUGCGACAACGCGUCCAAAGAGAAUGCGCCCGUUAAUGGCAGCGCCUGUGCCUGCGGCUCUCGUCCCGCUGGAUCUUGCACCUGCGAACAAGCCAGCUCGAACCCGAACCCGAACGAGAUCGAUUUCACCACGAAGUAGUCAAAAAGGCUUUGAGAGCAUGCUAGUACGGGGAUAUGGCAUUCAUACUGAGUGAUGCUACUGGCCAUAUGCUGUCAUAAUGGCUGUGGCAUGUAAAUGCAGCUCUGGAGAGAAAAUCUAGGGGAUUUCAUCGGAUGGCAUGGUGGUUGGAGUUCGCGGAGUUAGGUUUUCGGUAGCAGAGAUACAAUGCAAUCACGUUUUUUUUUAAUUAACUUGGAAGUCGUGCGACGUUUCCGGAGCCGCCUAAAAGUGAUUUCAUUGUUUCUAUUUCCUUGAGAAUCAUCGAAGACCUAAGACAUUCAUGUUAGCCUUCGCCUACAACUAUAAUCAGCGGUUAAGAACCUCAUCGAGCCAUGAGUCAUCACGAGUAGAAGUAUGGCUGAGAUGAUACUGAUUAGUUGAAGGAAAGAGACUGCCACCUACAUAUGUCAAUAUGAAGUUUUAUGAGAGACAUCCCACAACACUCGUGAUAAGGCUUCACAACUAUCCAGGUAGACACUGAUGAAGCAUUCCUAAUUCAAGAAACCCAACAUAUGUAUCGGUAUAUUUCUUUCCAUAGAUAAUUAUUUUGUACCUAUCUAGGUAGGUGAAAGUGAAGGGUCUCAAAUAUCAAUGGCUAGACAAAAACCAAAAAACCUUUAGAUAAGAGUGGUAAAUACGAUUAUUCGCUUCGCAA